GGUGCCGCAGCCCCGCGUGGACCCCCGGGACAGCCUCUGCCCGUGGACUCGCCUCCAUGGCCCCCUCCAUCCGCCUCUCGCCCGCCACCCGCAGCCUCUUCGAUGAGCCGCUGGCCAUCGCUGUGCAGGGCCUCGGCCCGCGGCAGCAGGUCACACUGAGGACAUCCUUGCGGGAUGAGAAGGGAGAGCUCUUCCAGGCCAGUGCCCGCUACCAGGCGGGGGACGACGGGGAGCUGGACCUCGCCCGCUGUCCUGCGCUGCCGGGAGGCAGCUUCUCUGGCCUGGAGCCCAUGGGGCUGCUCUGGGCUUUGCAGCCCCAGAGGCCCUUCUGGCGGCUGGUGAAGCGGGACGUUCAGAGCCCCUUCCUCCUGCAGCUGGAGGUGUUUGAGGGCCACGGGAAGCCUCCAGGGCGGCUCCUGGCCCAGGCGCAGCACGAGCGGGCGUUCCUGCGGGACGGGGUGCGGAGAGUCCCGGUGCGAGAGGGGAGGAUCCGGGCGACGCUUUUUCUGCCCCCCGGAAAUGGCCCCUUUCCGGGAAUUAUUGACUUAUAUGGAACUGGAGGAGGACUCCCUGAAUACAGGGCAUGCCUGCUGGCCAACUAUGGCUUUGCUGUGCUGGCUCUGGCUUACUACAGCUAUGAAGAUCUCCCCAAAGAGAUGAAGGAAUUCCACCUGGAAUAUUUUGAAGAAGCUGUAAACUAUAUGUUACAACACACCCAGGUUAAAGGUCCAGGAAUUGGGUUGCUUGGAAUCUCAAAGGGUGGUGACCUGUGCACCUCCAUGGCCUCCUUCCUAAAGGGCAUCACAGCCACUGCCCUUAUCAACGGCUCAGUGGCAAAUGUGGGUGCAGUGCUCCGCUACAAGGACAUCACCAUUCCACCUCUUAAUAUCAAUUUGAAACGCAUCAAGGUCGGCAAGUCUGGGAUUGCUGAUAUUUUUGAUAUAUUGAACAACCCACUAGAAGGGCCUGACCAGCAAAGCUUUAUCCCUUUGGAGAAGGCCGAGUGUCGCUUCUUGUUCAUUGUUGGCCAGGAUGAUCGCAACUGGAAAAGCGAAUUCUUUGCAGUUGAGGGGAGCAAACGUUUGCAAGCUCAUGGGAAGGAAAAGCCUGAGAUAGUCUGUUAUCCUGGAGCAGGGCACUACAUUGAACCUCCCUUUUUCCCAAUGUGUGCAGCCUCAAUGCACCUGCUAGUUGGCAAACCUGUGGAGUGGGGAGGGGAGCCCAAGGCACACUGUGAGGCACAGAUAGAUGCUUGGCAGCAGAUCCAAGCUUUCUUCCGGAAACACCUCACAGGCAAGCCAUCUGGAACAUCCAGUAAUCUGUGAUGUGAAGUAGAUUACAGAUGAAGAUGCUGGUGUUUCAAGAUUGCUUUGUUAAAUGGCUCAGAAUGAGAACAAGGAACAUCAGAGAAUAAGCUAUUGGGUUUCUUGGAGGAUGACAGCGGGUGAAAGCAUAAAAGCUGCUUUGUUUUUACACCCUCCUCUAACCUUGAUUAGAGGUUCUUAGCCUCCUGCUUUGUGUAGUAUAGGAUUAAAAGUUGUGGAAGACAAAUGU
Messenger RNA from Lepidothrix coronata (blue-crowned manakin), 1554 nucleotides. RefSeq names its product acyl-coenzyme A thioesterase 1-like. The record is from RefSeq and is a predicted model, not a curated record. The coding region runs from base 57 to 1325 and encodes 422 amino acids. The transcript has 3 exons. Gene Ontology annotation, molecular function: fatty acyl-CoA hydrolase activity. Gene Ontology annotation, biological process: fatty acid metabolic process; acyl-CoA metabolic process. Lineage: Eukaryota; Metazoa; Chordata; Aves; Passeriformes; Pipridae.